AUGUCUCUUAAAGGCACCCAGACAGAAAAGAAUCUUGCUUGCGCUUUCGCCGGUGAGUCCAUGGCCCGCAACCGCUACACAUUCUUCGCCGAAGUUGCCAAGAAGCAAGGCUACGAACAGAUCGCUCAGCUCUUCAUCGAAACAGCUGAGAAUGAGAAGGUCCACGCCAACUACUUCUGGAGCCAGAUCAAGGGCCUUGGCUCUGUCAAGAUCGAGACAGAGGUCCCAGCCUGUGGCGUAAACGACACACUUACAAACCUCCGCAAUGCUGCUGCCGGUGAAUACGCCGAGCACACAACAGACUACCCACACUUCGCUGAUGUUGCUGAGAAGGAAGGCUUCGCUAAGAUCGCUAAGGCUUUCCGUGGAAUCGCUGCUGUCGAGAAGGAACACGAAAUCCGCUUCAACACACUCGCCAAGCAAGUUGAAUCAUCAACAGUCUUCAAGCGCGAGGCCGUUGUCGCCUGGAAGUGCCGCAACUGUGGCUACGUCGUAAGAGCUAAAGUCGCUCCAAAGGCAUGCCCAGUUUGCUUCAAGCCACAGGGCUGGUUCGAAAUCAAGGAAGUCCUCGAGUAA
This is a messenger RNA of Trichomonas vaginalis G3, 576 nucleotides long. Its product is annotated as rubrerythrin family. The record is from RefSeq and is a predicted model, not a curated record. Lineage: Eukaryota; Parabasalia; Trichomonadida; Trichomonadidae. The coding region runs from base 1 to 576 and encodes 191 amino acids. The transcript has a single exon. Gene Ontology annotation, molecular function: iron ion binding; oxidoreductase activity.